UACCUUUUUUAGUUGUUUACUUUCUGAGGUACAGAAAUGUGUGAUAUUAACCAAAGUGAUUGUUGUGGAAAUGGUUGUGCUAAUUGUAUUCUUGAUUCCAAGCCCUUAUCAACCAAACGAGUUGAUUUUGUUAACAAAAUAAAUAUCCUUCACACAUAUCGCAAAUAUAAACUAAUCAAAAGAAUUCAACCAAAUAACCAACCUCAUCUUGUUCAAUUAAAAUUUGCCAUCGCCGAUGACAAGAAACAGCUGACGGAAUUUAUUUUGGAUUGCCCUCCAGGCCACCAUCUAAUGAUGCGAGCGCCACUAUUAGCUGAUGUGGAAAAUAUUGAUAACAAAACUGUUCUACGUCCAUAUUCACCAUUUUGGACGGAUAUAACAGAAUUUGAAUUUGAAAUAAUGGUAAAUUUAAAACCAAAUGGAAAAAUGACAAAAUAUAUCGAAAAAUUGAAAGUAAACGAUGAAGUUGAAUUUCGAGGACCUAUCGGGGUUUUUGUGUAUGAACCAAGUUUUAAGGUUGAAAAAGCUUUAUUUAUAUUUUGUCAAGGUGUUGCUAUUGCACCAACAAUUCCAAUUAUAGAAAAUAUAAUUGAAAAUGAAGAUGAUAUAUGCAGAAUUUACCAUUAUUCAUGCUUUGAAAAUAUCGAUAACAUAAUUUUUAGACAAAAACUGUUGGAAUUUAAUAAGUUUUGGAAUUUUUCAAGUAAGAUUUUUCUAUCACAUCAGAAAUGCACUGAGUGUGGUAAUGAUUGUAGUGUUGAUUGUGAUAACUUCAAACGACAGUUAAAAUAUAAAGAGCAAAUAAAAUUACAACGUUUAGAUAAAGACACUAUUUCCACUCUUCUUGAAGAAAUUAAAAUUGAAACAAAGCAAUUUGUGAUAUGUGGAUCGAACAGUUUUCAAAAUUUUAUAACAGAAUAUCUUAGAAAUUGUAAUGUCAAUAAAAAUUGUUUAUAUGUUUUGUAA
Molecule: messenger RNA, 966 nt
Organism: Episyrphus balteatus (marmalade hoverfly)
Lineage: Eukaryota; Metazoa; Arthropoda; Insecta; Diptera; Syrphidae
Product: NADH-cytochrome b5 reductase-like
Exons: 1
Coding region: 37-966 (309 amino acids)
Molecular function (GO): oxidoreductase activity
Source: RefSeq, a predicted model, not a curated record